Molecule: messenger RNA, 2774 nt
Organism: Dioscorea cayenensis subsp. rotundata (Guinea yam)
Lineage: Eukaryota; Viridiplantae; Streptophyta; Magnoliopsida; Dioscoreales; Dioscoreaceae
Product: pentatricopeptide repeat-containing protein At2g31400, chloroplastic
Exons: 4
Coding region: 155-2653 (832 amino acids)
Molecular function (GO): protein binding
Source: RefSeq, a predicted model, not a curated record
AAAAUUAUAUAUCUAGAUAUAUAUACAUUUUACAUUUUACUCCAUAUAGUUCCUAGAAUAUGGUCAACAGGAUAAAACAAAUAAGUCCAAAAACCCCAAUUCCAGCCACAUCUCCCUUAUCCAUUUCGUCUCCUUCUCAGCCAAGCUCUUCACGAUGCCUCCUCCAAUGGCUUCCUCUACACCCACCCGCUACUACAUCCCCUCUUCCAAACCCUCCCAUCCCCCUUCCCAAGCCCCCCUUUCCAAACCCUCCAAACCCUCUCCCAAGCUCAUCUCCUCUUCCUCUUCCCCUUGCCCUUCUCCCUCCCUCUCCUCCUCCACCUCCGCCUCCUCCUCUCAUGGCCGCAGCCCCGUCCUUGGCCCCGAGUUCCGCCGCUCCCGCUCCACCCGCGUCAUCUCCAAGCGUAACACCACCUCUCCUAAGCCCCCCAAUCUCACUUCUCGCCCUGCUUCCCUUGCCUCCCGUGACUGCUUGGCCGCCAUAACACGCAGCAGCGAUGCGACCACCUUCAACACUCUGCGGAGCUUCCAUCCCCGCCUUUCCAUCCCCGAAGACUAUUGCUCCAUCCUCCAUGAGCUUGGUGAUCGCGAGAAAUCCCCCUUUAAAGCCACCGAGAUCUAUAAUUUUUCCAUGCCCUUGAUGCGUAAUUUGACCGAGAAAGGGAAGCUCCUCACCGCUGCCAUUAGCUCGUUUGGUAAGAUGGGAUCCCAUGAUCUCGCCCGGAAUGUUUUUGAUAAGGGCCUCAGUGAUGGGUAUGGAAACACUGUUUAUGCUUUCUCUGCUUUGAUCUCUGCUUAUGCUCGGAAUGGAAUGUCUUCUGAGGCUCUGGUUGUGUUUGAGACCAUGAAAGGUCGUGGCUUGAGGCCAAACAAUGUUUCUUAUAAUGCUGUUAUUGAUGCUUGCGGGAAGGGUGGAGUUGAUCCCAUUAUUAGCAUGGCGUUGUUUAGAGAGAUGCUUGGGGUUGGGCUUCUUCCUGAUAGGAAGACUUUCAACUCUUUGCUUGCUGGAUUUAGUCGCGUUGGGCAUUUGGAUAAUGCGCGAAUGUUGUUUGAUGAAAUGAUCUUUUCGGGCAUUGGUCCAGAUAUAUAUACUUAUAACACUUUUAUUGAUGCGGUGUGCAAGUGUGGGAAUAUGGAGUUGGCUGUCCAGGUUGUUUCGGAGAUGCCUGCCAAAGGAGUGCAUCCUAAUGUUGUGACUUACUCUACGGUUAUUGAUGGCUACUCCAAAUUGGGUCGGUUUGAUGAGGCAUUGAAUCUUUAUGAAGAGAUGAGGUCACGGGGGAUUCAGUUGGAUAGAGUAUGCUAUAAUACAUUACUUUCAAUAUAUGUGAAGACCGGAAAGUAUGAAGAGAUUGCGAAAGUGUGCAAUGAGAUGGAAGUGAUGGGAAUUGAGAAGGAUACUGUGACUUAUAAUUCUCUGAUAAACGGGUAUGGAAAACAGGGGAAGUUCGAUGUAGUUAGUCGCCUGAUUCAAGAGAUGAGGGAAAGGAAGGUUCCGCCUAGUGUUCUGACAUACUCAACUUUGAUUGAUAUCUACUCGAAGGCAGGGAUGUAUGGAGAUGCUGCAAACAUGUUCUUGGAGUUCAGGGAGUCAGGAUUGAAGGCUGAUGUGGUUUUGUAUAGCUCUUUUAUUGACACAUUGUCGAAGAAUGGCCUGGUGGAAUUUGCUGUGUGGUUGCUCAAUGAGAUGGUGAAGAUGGGUAUCAAGCCUAAUGUGGUCACUUACAAUGCUGUCAUUGACGCGUUCGGGAAAUCUAGGAUUUCUGUUGAAAAUGAUGGUGUUCAGCAAGAUUCAGAUAAUCCAGAAAGUUGUGGAGGCCAGAUUGUGAAGGCUUUUAGUCAGCUAGCAAGAGGAAUAGGGCGCCCAGUGGCAGAUGAAACAAAGAAGUCUGAGGAAUUGUUGUGUAUCUUAGAUUUGUUUCAAAAGAUGAUUGAGCAGGGUGUGAAGCCUAAUGUUGUAACAUUCUCCGCUAUCUUGAAUGCUUGCAGUCGCUGCAAUUCAUUCGAAGAUGCAAAAUUACUAUUGGAACAACUUCGGUUGUUUGAUGACUUUGUAUAUGGGGUUACACAUGGGCUUCUGAUGGGCUGCAAUGAUGUUUGGAUUCAAGCUCGAUCUCUUUUCGAUGAAUUAAGACGAAUGGAUCAGCCAACAUCAUCAGCUUUUUACAAUGCUUUGACAGAUGUGCUUUGGCAUUUUGGGCAGAGACUAGGAGCUCAGAAGGUUGUGCUUGAGGGGGUUCAUAGGCAGGUUUGGGAAAACACUUGCAGUGAAUUUAGUUUAGACCUGCAUCUUAUGUCAUCUGGUGCUGCACAAGCAAUGGUUCAUGCUUGGCUUCUCAGUAUACGCUCUGUUGUAUUUGCAGGGCGUAAGCUUCCUGAGUUUGUGAGUAUUCUGACCGGCUGGGGAAAACACAGCAAAAUUGUUGGUGCUAGUACUCUCCGUCGAGUUAUUGAGGCCUUGCUCAACACAAUCGGGGCCCCAUUCCGGUUAGAAAGGUAUAACAUUGGAAGGUUUGUGUCACCUGGUGCUGUAGUCUCUGCUUGGUUGAUGGAGUCAGGAACCAUAAACAUUCUCCUUCUGCACGACAACAGAUCAUCAGAACCAUCAAUCCCGGCAAAUCUUCUUCCCAGAUUGCAAGCGCUUCAGCUGUAGACCAUUGAUCUAUUUUUUAGUUGAAUUUCAUCCCUGUUUUGUAUGUGAGAGCCAAGAUUAAAACAACACUUGUCUGUUUAAAUUCUGACAUGCCUUUGAAUGCAAACUUCCUUGUUUAUCA